Messenger RNA from Impatiens glandulifera, 3099 nucleotides. RefSeq lists its product as uncharacterized. NCBI's taxonomy places the organism in Eukaryota, Viridiplantae, Streptophyta, Magnoliopsida, Ericales, Balsaminaceae. Bases 1 to 3099 code for a protein of 1032 amino acids. The record is from RefSeq and is a predicted model, not a curated record. The transcript has 11 exons.
AUGUCAAAUGGUGAUGAUAUUUCCGGCGUCUUCGACGCGGAGUUGCAGUCCUCCGGCGGCCCGACCGUGGAGACGAGUUUCGCUCAGCAGCUUGCGACGUUGCUGCAGCAAGCGGCGUUCAGUGGAGCUGCUGGUUCGCCAAUAUUAGUUCAAUGGGUAUUAAACACCAUUGAUCCUAAGUUGCGUAGUGAAAUUCCUUACUGUGAUGAGGUAGGCUCUUUAUGGAGUCUGCUUGAGGAGCGUUAUGCUGUUUCAAAUGGAACCCGUCAGAACUCCUUUCUUCGUGAAUUGUCUUCCUGUAACCAGUUUGCAACGAUGUCCAUCUCUUCUUACUUUGGGUUUUUGGGGGGCUUGAGCUUUGAGUAUUCUACUACUCGUUCUGCUUUAUUAGCGCAUAAACCCCCACCCACGUUGAAUAUUGCUUAUCAGACACUUCGUGAAGCUGAGGAUGCCCGUAAUGCUGAUCAGAAGGUCAUCUCGCAUGAACUCUUUGCUUUAUCUUCUCGCCCUUCUAAUGUGGUUGAUAAAUCAAAGUUGGUGUGUUCUCACUAUAAGAAACUGGGACAUGAUAUUGCUGACUGUUUUGAUAAGCAUGGGUUUCCGGAGUGGUUUCUUGAGCGACAACGUAAAGGGCGAGGUGGUGAUCCCAGGCGUAGAGGCGCGAUGGUUGGAGGUGCCUCGGCUGGAGGUGCGCAGGCUGCUUCCGCGGUUCCGAGUUUCGUUGGAGGCUUUGGCACGAGUUCAGCUAGUGCGCAGGGUUUGGUGGCGCAACCCCCUUCACCCCAACAUGGUUCAUUCCAUAUUCCUGGUUUGACUCCAACUCGGUGGCAAAAUCUUCUUCGCCUAGCUGGUAACGAUAGUUCUUGCACUAAUCGUUUGAGUGGUAAGUAUCAUUUAUCUUGGAUUAUUGAUUCAGGGGCUACCUUACAUGCCACUGGGGUCCAAGACUAUUUAGUUGAUUGCUUUGUGGGGAUGGAGUGUCCCAUUUCUCUACCCGAUGGUAGCAUUGUUAUUGCUCAUAUACAGGGGUCUGUGUACUUAUCUCUUGAGAUUACUCUAAAAAAUACAGCAAUACCAGGGAAGGUGAUUGGAGCAAGUGAACGAAGGGGGGGUCUCUACUACUGGUGCAGUGUUUCGGCGUCACUUUUUGUCUGCUCAACUGAGAGUCUAGGGAUUUGGCACAGUAGGAUGGAGCAUCCUUCAGACAGUGUGUUGCAGCAUUUACCUAGUGUUAGUGUUACUCGUCGUUCUCCUAGUAGUUCUAUUCCUAUUGAGUAUUUGGGGGAAUGUGUUCUUACUACAUGCUACUUGAUAAAUAGGACUCCUUAUCGUGUUUUGGGCUUUCGUACUCCUUAUAAGGUGUUAUAUGGUACCUCUCCCACUCUAUCUAACAUGUGUGGUUACCUCUGUUAUGCCUUUGAUUUCCACUCUCGUCGUGACAAGUUUGCUAGUCGUAAGUGUGUGUUUUUGGGUUAUUCCAUUGAUAAGAAGAGGUGGAGGUUAUUAGAUUGGGAAACUAAGGAGGUUUUUGUGUCUCGUGAUGUUGUUUUCUAUGAAAAUGAGUUUCCUUUUGCCCCUGUGGAUUGUCUUGUCUCUGUUCCUCCCAUUAGUGUUGUGGUAGAGGCACCAAACCAGGUUUCGGUAGGAGAGUUCACGGUGUCUGAUGAGCCAGAGAGGGAUUUGGGUGAAGAGGCUGGUGCACAGGAUUCAGUGAAGGAGACUAAUGCGCAGGGCUCUACUGAGGAGCCUGGUUCGUCGGUUGUACAGCAAGCGAGCGAGUUUAGCGUUGAACAGUCGCAGUCAACGUCAAACAGCCAUACUGCCAUUUCUAUAGGCGUUGAGCCUAAAUCUUACAGACAUGCCUCUCGUGAUCCUGGAUGGCGCGCAGCCAUACAAAGUGAGAUACGAGCCUUGGAGGACAGUGAAACAUGGAGUUUGGAGGAUUUACCUCAAGGGAAGAAGGCAUUGGGCAGUCGCUGGGUCUACAAGAUCAAGCACAAUUAUGAUGGGUCAAUUGAGCGCUUGAAGGCACAUCUGGCCUUCCUUGCAGUUGUUGUUGUUCGGGGUUGGAACUUGCACCAGAUGGAUGUGCAUAAUGUCUUUUUCCAUGGUGAUCUGACAAAGGAAGUAUAUAUGCGCCUACCACCAGGUUUUGAGUUCGGUCAUAUCAACAAAUUGUGUCGCUUGCGUAAGUCUCUCUAUGGACUGAAACAAGCGCCUCGUUGUUGGUUUUCCAAACUGACAACUGCUUUGCUUUCUUAUGGUUUUAUUCAGUCUCGUUCGGAUUAUUCUCUAUUUUUCUUUGUGAGCAGUGAUGUUGUCUUACAUAUCUUGAUAUAUGUGGAUGACAUGAUAGUAUCAGGGAGUGAUUUGGGGACACUAGAGGCCUUCAAGAGUGCUGAGGGCAUUUCUUUGUGUCAACGGAAAUAUGUUCUAGAUAUUAUUUUCGAGUGUGGUUUUCUGGGUGCUAAGCCUGCUGGUUUCCUAUGGAGCAGAAUCAUAAGUUGGGGGAGAUCACUAUCAGACAACAUUACGGGUUGUGAGAUAUCUGAAGAAUGCCCCAGGACAGGUCUCGUGUCCUGGAAGUCCAAGAAACAACCAACUGUUGCCUUAUCUUCCAUUGAGUCUGAGUAUCAAUCUUUAGCAACUUUGAUUUAUGAGUUGAAGUGGCUACAAGGGGUCAUGGUGUUCCUUAGAGUACCUCAAUCGGGUAUGCAUGUGUACUCAAACAGCCAAUCAGCUCUUCAUAUGGCUCAAAAUCCAGUGUUUCAUGAGCAUAGAAAACACAUUGAAGUGGAUUUACAUUUCUUACGGGAUCAUAUACAGGAUGGGACUAUUGUUGCUUCCCAUGUUCCCACGACUUCUCAAUUGGCUGAUAUUCUCACUAAGCCUCUUGGGAAACAAUUAUUUGACAAUUUUAGAUCCAAGUUGGGCAUCUGCAUGAACAGUCUUUCGCCAUAUAUGGCGUCUUCUUCCUCUAUAUAUGCCGGAACUUCAUUUUGGCGGAGGAUUUGGAGGCCGGUUGGAGGAGAAUGGGCUACUGCAAACCCAGUUUGCAGUAGGGUUGGAGAUGCCCUUAGACUAUGUUAUAUUAGUUGA